AUGAGACGAAGGCGAGGAGGAUGGUUGCUGACAACGAUAUUACCAUGUUUGCCCAUCAAAGCGAUGCUUAUGACUUUUUCACAGGUGUUGGCGCAAUCUGGCUACGAUGCGCAACCAAUUGGUCGACCCAACGAUGCCAGCUCUUUUCCCGCAUCCAAACCAGUCCCACGCGGCUACCAGCCACCUCCUUUGCCUUUGCUAUUCGAAGCGCCACGUAGUCGCUACAACGCGGCCAAUCAGCAAAUGGAAGUCGGUCAGCAUCGCGGUUAUCCGUCGUUCAGGAGCAGUUACGCUGCAUUUCAAGGACCUUUAAUAGUUCCACACGCGAAUGCACGAUAUCUGGGAUCACAAAUUAGCGCCAAUCAGCAAUAUGAAAACCAGACUGCUGUACCUGUAGCACCACCGUCACAAGCACCGCUUUCUGCACCAAUAAGCUACGUGGAGGAAUGGAAGCAGCAACAAGGAAUUCCUGCUUUAUUGCCUUUAAGGCAUCCUUCACACCCAACACGCCUCAUUUACACUCCAGAGGUAACGGCUCAUCGUUCUCGCGGUCCACCGUCGAUUCAACCGCAGCAAGAAGUUCAACCUGCUGUUCUGCGUUCUGGAGAGAACCCGCCUGACGUGCUUAACAAUAUCAUCGUGCACAUCUAUCUGAACGCUAAAGGGAAACAAAGCCAUACCGUAUCCACUUCUGGUCCUAUCAAAGGAGUUUUCGGCAUCGGGACAUCCCAUGGUGGUCCAGGAACUCACACCAAUCCAAUAGUGAUCACCAAAGACUUCGAUCGUGACACACUGGAAUUUAUUGAGGAGGAUAAGGCAAGGCAACUCGUAGAUGAUGGCCCGGCAAACAUCGUAGAGGUGAAAGCGAUGGUGUCUACUCCGGACCGAAAGAUAGAAAAUACAUUGAACAAGGCGGUAAAUAACGAAUUGAACAGAGCUAUUCCCAUGGUGAUGAACAGAAUGCAAGGUCCAAUGACAAAUAUGGAUAAUGAACUGAGGAAAGAACUGGAACAGGCUUUGGUGGACGAACUUGCAAAAAAUCUCGGCGAAACAAUCGAUGAAAUUGGUAGCACGCCAAGUGAAGAGGACCUAGGAAAACUCAUAGGUGACGAUUCCUCUAUUCUAAAAGGACAGAAAUCACUUAGCUUGGAUGUUGUGGAAGAAGGUUUCAAUGAAAUCACCAACGAAUUCAUGCCAACAACAACCGCAGCCCCAACAGAUGCACCAUCGACGACGACUUCGUCCACCACCACCACCACCACCACUACCACCACCACGACGGCAAAGAAAACCAUAGUGAGCACGACUGCCACUACUACCACAAGAAGGAGGAUGACAACUCGUUCUUCUUCUGCCACCACCUUGCCAACCACUACUACCCGCGGAACCACCACAACUGCUGUAGAUGAGAUGAUGAAGGAGUCGCCUUUUGAUCAGCCUGAAUUCCGUCCUGAACCCACUACCGGAAGAACUCCUCCACCGCGAACGUUCCGUAUCACCACUACUACAACAUCACCAAUAAUUACCUCAACAGUUCCAUGGUGGAUGACAACUCGUCCAACUCCAGUAAGAACCGAAACUCCUACGACCUUGAGAACUAGGCCAACAACAACUUCCUCAACUACUACUACAACUCGUCCUACCACCAUCACAACACGAGAAGCUACGACAAGCAGCUCUCCAACGGAGGGUUUUACUGCGAGUACGUACACGGAGGUAAGGACUCGUCCGCCCACGACUAUUCCCCCUACGACAACAACGACGACGGAAACUCCAAGAACAACUCCAAGAACAACCUCGAGAACAACUACAGAAUUUCCUACAACGACAAGAGUGUUCAUAACAACAUCUACAAUUCCUGAUAGGUGGAAGACCACCGAUGUUGCAUUCUCCAAGCCUAAGGCACAGGAAAAAAUUCCAGUGGAGUUCAGUUCGGAUCAACGCCCGAAUACAUCUGAAAAACCAGAGUCACCAGCGCUACCAACAGCUGAACCCGCAAGAGUUACUGGAGAAACCUUGGUGCACCGUGAAUCUCAGAAUACCAGACCAGGAGAAGUAUCAACGCGAUGGCCGGGAGAAGUGGAGCCGGCUAUGAAAUCCAGAGAGGACGUAGAAGAGGAGGAACCAAAAUUCGUUACCACUCGUCCAAUUCACAUUAUCUCAAUUGAAGAAAGCGCCGAGACAACCACCAAAACUACGCGUCGUGGAACAACUAUGGGAAUUCGCGUUACACGACCACCGACAACGACUGAAGCACCACUCACCUCAAUAUUUGACGAGUCUGCGUUCGGCACUGUAACCGCCACGAUUGCCGUGAAUACUGAAACACCCACCGUCGUUCAAUCAACUGUUACUACCACACCUUCAUCCUCUCACGCACCUUUCACCACUUCAUCCGCAGUAACAGAAUCCAGCACUACCGCAAGUGUAACAGCAGAGUUUCGUCCCAGAGCGCAAAAUAGAGCUCCGAGUGAAGAAAUCACUUCUGAAAGCGGUACCACCUCAACUAUAACACCAACAUUUGCUACACUUCCGGAAGAAUCUGAGGAAAUAACGAUGGAACCAGGAAAAGGUGUGGUUAUGAAGGAGCGUCCAACGAACUUUGGCGACCAGAACAUGAUGAAGGAGGAAAUAGAGGAGGAAAUGCUCGAGGAAGGAGUCACAGAACCAACAACUGUCAAAACUAUCACUAUCACCGCCACCCCCACCAGCGCCACUGAAAAGGAGGUGGGAGCACAGUCUCCUAGUUUUGCUCCUCCUGAAAGAACUCAGACAGCUACUGAACAAUCGCCUGGAGCAUUCCUUGCAGAAAUUUCUCCAAAGGAAGCAUUGCCAACGUCCGCGACAGAAGGUGCCGCGAUUCCUCCUACUGAACCCACUUCACCCUCGUUGAAAGCAUUGCCAACGUCCGCGACAGAAGGUGCUGCGAUUCCUCCUGCUGAACCCACUUCACCCUCGUUACUCACGAAACCUCCGGCUACGGAUAUACCAAUGACAACUACGGCUACAACUUCGAUAUCCUCAACGGUGGAUAUAUUAUCGACCUCCACAGAAACUGCGCCCUUCGAGGUGCCGCCAGGAAUGUUUGAACCCGCGCCGCCAACAGUCGCCCAUCGGGAGCCAGCAACAACAGGAUCAAUUGCGGAGGAAACGACCACACCUUUCCACUCCACUACAGAAGAAGCGCAACCUAUACCAGAUGCAUUUGCCGUGGGGAAGGGACCAUGUCCUACUCCAAAUGAUGAGACGGAUGCAAGGCGCAGUGAUGUUCUCUUCUUAUUGGACUCAUCCAAUUCUUACAAUGAACAGAAAUUCAUGCAUGCUAUUCAAUUGAUUCUGGAUACGGUCACACAUUUCAGGAAUAUUGGACCAAAUGGAACUCAAGUGUCCCUUGUGCAAUACAAUAGCGAACCGUACCUUGAGUUCUCCCUAAGGAAGCACAACUGUAAGAAAUGGCUCAUAGAAGACAUUGCUGACACUGAUUACAUGCAGGGUGGAAACAUGCUCGGAAAAGCUGUGGAAAAAGUUGCUCGAUUUGCAUUCACUAAAAACAGGGGAGAUCGUCCUGAUGCUGAAAAUGUCCUCGUCGUUUUGACCGAUGGUCAGUCCGAUGAUAAAAUUCAAGAGCCCGUCGAGAUAGCCAAGAAGAACAAUCUAACGGUUUUUGUUAUUGCAACAUUGGAAGCGAAUUCGCAGUAUAUUAUGGAACUUGCAGGAAGCAUGGAUAAUGUAUUUCGAUUCCACACAGAUCCCCAUAAAUCGUUACCUCUAAAGCUGGCCGAACGCAUCACUUCACUAGCUUCCGGAUCGACUACCGUACCCACUCCGGAGCAGACUACUAUCUUACCCUCAACUACGUCAAUACGCAUCUUGGGGACCCAUGAAAUGUUCACGAUUGCUUUACCGAACGAGGAGGACGAGGAAGUGUGGCAAGGAACGAACGACGUCGGCGUUCACACUACGGUACCUUUCGCUCCUACCGCCUCUACAACUCCAUGGAUUGGUGGCGAACCUCAGAGUAUGGUCCAACUUGAGUGCACCCAUCUCGGAUUCAAGGUCAACCUCAAUAUUCCUGGAGGCUACGAUGGUGUAGCGUUGGUGAAGGGACAAGAAGAUAAGGAAGAAUGCAGAAAGGAUAUUCACACACCACGAGGAUUGUCGAACUCUACGAUUGAAUUUUUCGUUGCCUCAAAAACAUGUGGAGUUACACGUGCAAAAUCAGUUGAACCUGCCGGUCAGAAUUAUUCACUCAUUCUUCAUCUCGUUCACCAUGGAUCUCUCGUUACUGGAGGGGACAAGGCAUUCCUAUUACAGUGCUUUAUUGGAAAACAUACAGAGGACACCGAACUGGCUACAAACUUAACGGUGAUGAAAGGAGAACUGAUGAUUGCGGAAACAAUAUCGCUGAGCUCAGUGCCGCCAACAUGCGCAUAUUCUAUUCGUCGGGACUCUCCUGACGGUCCUGUUGUGAAGAACGCAUUCGUGGGACAAACCGUCUAUCAUCGUUGGGAUUGCGAUGGCGGAGAAGAAGCCAACGGCGUCUAUGGGAUGCAAAUCCACGGCUGCUAUGCUAGCGAUGACGUGGACAUGAAAUUCCCCAUUGUCGACAAUCGAGGCUGUUCCUCGGAUCAAGCGUUGAUCUCUGAUCCGAAAUAUUACGAUGAUCGUCUCACUGCAUACGCUGAAAGCAAAGCAUUUGCAUUUCAACAAGCCGAAUCACUACAAUUUAUGUGUAAGCUUAGUCUCUGCACACGAGAUGGUGAUGGUUGCGAGGGUGUCACGCCUCCAGCGUGUAGCGGGAAUACUCGUGACCUUCUAGUGACACGACGCAUACGACACCAGAACACUGCUCUGGAAGGUGCACUCAGCUCUGCCCUUACCACUAAAGUAGAAAUGGCACCAGAACAGGACAAACAUCCACUGAGAGAUCGAGUAGUGGAAGUGUUUUCAUCCAAGGGUUCUAUCAUACUUCUAGCUGCACUUAUUGUGAUUGCAAUCAUCGGAACCGUAUUGCUGAGUCGAUACGCACGCUAUCCUACGGAUGCGACAACGACUUAUUCCGAUCCAGAAACCAUAGUUUCUUCUCCCACUUCUCCUAUCCCGCCUUCGGGAACGCUGGCACCAGAAUCCCAACCAGCAGCAAGCAAUGAUUAUUCGAAUGAGGAAGAAAGCAAUAGACGAUUAGCGCAAUUCAUGAAGGAUUUUGAUCGUUCGAAAUAUGUGUAA
Messenger RNA from Necator americanus (New World hookworm), 5226 nucleotides. RefSeq lists its product as uncharacterized. The transcript is spliced from 33 exons. Bases 1 to 5226 code for a protein of 1741 amino acids. Lineage: Eukaryota; Metazoa; Nematoda; Chromadorea; Rhabditida; Ancylostomatidae. The record is from RefSeq and is a predicted model, not a curated record.